CCUGCCAAGUACGCUUACCUGUACCUGCCAGACUUCUGGCAUCAUCACCUUUCCAUUAGAAUCCCCCAUCCCACCCUUGGCGCAUAUAUAUACCCCUCUCACACUCUUCUCUUCCCAUCAUAACUUAUUCUCUUGCUCACUCCUCACCCACCCCACCCCAACCAAACCAUAUAACAAACGCCAUAGUUUCCUUUCUUUUCUCUACUGUUUUCUCCAAAUUAAUAUAACCCAUUUUCCUUGAGAUGAAGCAGCUCAUCCGCCGCCUCUCGCGCGUGGCUGACUCCUCCAACUACACGCUCCUCCGUUCGGACUCCUCCCAGGCCUGCCACCACCGCCGCCCACGCGCCGAGUCCUUCCGUCUCUCCGCCCCAUCCAAGAUCCGCCGCUCCUCCGCGGCGGUGGUUCCGGAGGGGCACGUCCCGAUCUACGUCGGCGACGAGAUGGAGCGCUUCGUCGUGUGCGCCGAGCUCCUCAACCACCCCGUCUUCGUCAAGCUCCUCAACGAAUCCGCGCAGGAAUACGGCUACGAGCAGAAAGGAGUCCUCCGGCUGCCGUGCCGCGUCUUCGUCUUCGAGCGUGUUCUCGACGCGCUUCGUCUCGGACUCAACGCGCGUGACAUCACCGAGCUCGUAAAUUUCUCGCCGGAAGAGUUUUCCUGAGAAACAAAGCAAAAAAGAAAAUACGAAAUCCGUUAAUUGGCGAGAUCUUUUGCUGGUUUUGUUUUUUUUUUUUUUGUAAAUAUACUACGUUAGGAUCUUGAGGAAAAGAAAUGAGGCACAAUGUUAGGAUUUGUAGUUGUUUUGGGUUCUUUUUUUCUUGCUGUUGUUCGAUUCAAUGCUCUCUCUUACUGUAAAAAGGGAAAUUUUUUUCACUCUGUUGAUUUUUGCGACCAGAGAAUUAGAAUCUCUCUUUUGAAUUU
This is a messenger RNA of Glycine soja, 919 nucleotides long. Its product is annotated as auxin-responsive protein SAUR71-like. The record is from RefSeq and is a predicted model, not a curated record. Gene Ontology annotation, biological process: response to auxin. Bases 243 to 659 code for a protein of 138 amino acids. The transcript has a single exon. Lineage: Eukaryota; Viridiplantae; Streptophyta; Magnoliopsida; Fabales; Fabaceae.